This is a messenger RNA of Hyalella azteca, 2088 nucleotides long. RefSeq names its product DNA primase small subunit-like (gene DNApol-alpha50). Gene Ontology annotation, cellular component: alpha DNA polymerase:primase complex. The transcript has 10 exons. Lineage: Eukaryota; Metazoa; Arthropoda; Malacostraca; Amphipoda; Hyalellidae. Gene Ontology annotation, biological process: DNA replication, synthesis of primer. Bases 117 to 1328 code for a protein of 403 amino acids. The record is from RefSeq and is a predicted model, not a curated record.
CGCAGGCGGGCGCGGGAAAUUUGUAUAGUGUGAUUUUUGGGCAAUCGGAGGGACGACUGACGUCAAUUUUUGGUGUUGCUGUCAUACGAGUUUACGUAUGGUUUAAUUCGGUUACAAUGCCUAUUUCAACUGACUAUUCUCCUGAAACGCUGGUCGAUGUGUUACCAAUCUAUUAUAAAAGGCUUUUUCCUUACUCACAAUUCUACAAAUGGCUCGCUUAUGGAAAUGUUGAUAAGCAGUACUUCAGUCAUCGGGAAUUCUCCUUCACCUUGGCGGAUGACAUAUACCUGCGUUAUCAAAGCUUCAAGGACCAGCAGGAGAUGGAAAAAGAGAUUCAACUGCGCUGCCCUCACAAAAUAGAUAUUGGCGCUGUCUAUUCUUUUAGGCCAAAGGAUCAUCGCACAGUGCCUGUCUUCACACCCCUGCAGAAGGAACUGGUCUUUGAUAUUGACAUGACAGACUAUGAUGAGAUUCGGAGUUGUUGCUCUGGGGCGGCCAUCUGCACCAGAUGCUGGCGAUUUAUGACGAUAGCUGUUAAAGUUCUCGACGCGGCUCUUAGAGAGGACUUUGGUUACGAACACAUCUUGUGGGUGUACAGUGGGCGCCGUGGUGUGCAUUGUUGGGUGUGUGACGCGGCCGCCAGACAGCUCUCACAGGCCGCCCGCACAGCACUUGCCGAGUACCUGCAGGUGGUGCGCGGCGGAGAAAAUCUGACCAAGAAAGUAUCUUUGAACAGCCUUCAUCCAUCCUUAAAACGAGCAUACCAGCUAUCACAGAGCGACCUCGCGUGCGUGCUGGAGGAGCAAAAUCUUGGCGAUGCCGUGUUGGCUCUCUUACCGGAGUCCUCGGUUAGGGGGGAGCUCAAGACAGCAUUUCAGAAGUGCUCUUCAGGAGCACAAAUGCUGGCAACACUUGAGGCACAUCUUGAAGACCUGCAUCUUAGUAAGGCUGGUUACAAGAAAGGUCUACGCCCCAUGUUAUUGUACGAGAUCGCAUUGCAGCUUUGCUAUCCACGUCUUGACAUCAAUGUCAGCAAGGGCCUGAACCAUCUCCUCAAGAGCCCCUUCUGCGUGCACCCAAAGACUGGGCGCGUAUGCGUGCCCUUCUCCGCCAGAGACGUGGAUUCAUUCAAUCCAGAAGACGUCCCCACCGUCAACAAGCUGAUCUCAGAGUUGGACGCUUGGGAGGGUAGCGACGCAGCGGGCGCACACUACAAGCGCACCUCUCUUGCCGCAUACGUCUCCAUCUUUGACAAGUUCCUUGCUGGUCUGGCCCUGGAGAACACGGCCCUCAGGAGGGACAAAAACGAUGAACUAAAAGAGUUCUAGGUGUGCUUCUCUGUCCGAAACCGGCUCCAUUGUCUUCGGAUUAAUGCGGUUUUAUGUGCCGCCUGUGUUCAUUAAAGAACAUUAAAGCUUCUUAAUUAUCACAAUUGCUCACCCGGUUUAUUUGACUCGGUAAUGAGAUGAAUUAGAAACUACGUUUACGCCUGGAAACUGCCUUGUCCUUCUUUUGGUUUUGAGGAUCUUUCCACUUCCUAUCUACUAAAUCAAAUAAAUAUUGAGCUGUGAUAUGAUACGUUGGUGGACUGACCCAUUUCCGGCUUCUAGUAAGAAAAAUGUAACGUAUGAAGACUUUUUCGGUGUGGCCAAUGUUAAGUGUGUGUCGUGUAAUUAAUGUUAGGAUUGGCGGAGUGAAAAGAUGCAAUCAAACGUCUUAGACGUGACCCAGCAGCGAUGCUCAUGCCUGCUGGUGUGGAAGUCAAUUUCUCUUAUAGGUUAAUUUUGGAGUGCAUGUUUACCCAGUUGUGUGUUUUGUUUAUUCCGGUCAGUGGCUGAGGAUGUUGUCUGGCCGCUCCGUGGAGUUGUGUGACUCAUGAAAAUGUUUCUAUGAGCCAAGACUUGAGUUUGCGUGUAGUGCUAUUCUUGUGUGGCGUUUUAAUUGUCAUUGAUAUGAUAUUACUUACAUGAUAGUAGAGAGCUCCAAUUAUAGCUUUACAGGUUUAAGUAAGUUUGUGAUUUUUAUUGUUCACAAAUCUAAAGUGCAUUCCGCACAUUAAAUUCUUAAUACAAUUUUGCAAGCAUUUGA